ACUGAAAUUUCAGCCCAUUGGCCUGGGCGCUUUGAGAUAAUAUGCAUGAGUACACUAUCGAUGAUGAGAUCCAUAUUCCUAUCUUCUUCCUUCCGGAUUUCUACAUGAUGCACUGGUGGAACUUAAUCUGCGGCCUGUGCAUUUUAUCACCCAUUACCCAUAGUUGCAUGAGUCAAUCAGUUAUAAGAUUGACCACCCCUUCCAAGUCUUAAUUAGUUCUCCUGAAGAUUAGUUGCCUGCAUGUAGUACGUGCAAGCUUAACAAACAGCUAAUAGAUAGAUGGAUUUCAAAAGCAGGACCUCUCCAUAGGCAUAUAUACGAGAUUCCCUCUAGCUAGGUCAACACUUAGAAAAUCGAUCGGAUUAUUCCAGUCGCGUGUUUGGGUCCAUGUUGAUCAGAACCAACACGGCUCCACGCGUGCAUUAUCUAAUCUCAUCUCCUCUUGGAUACCAACCAAAAUAUGCUUUUGAACAAACCAAUGGCGCCAAUACCAGGCCUGCUAGCUAGGAGCUUUCAUUUAUUUUUUCUAUAGAAAAAUCCAAAUUGCUCUUUGUGCAAUGUUAAAGAUGGCUGCUAGACCACACUGGUCUGUUCCAAACACUUCCGGAUCUUACUUGCACUGGAUAUUCCAACCCAUGCAUGCAUGAAGGACACCCUGCUAGCUAGUGCAUAGAAAGAAGCACUGCCCUUUUGUAGCUCUAUAAAAGGAAGCCACCCCUCUGCUAGCAAACCAUCCAGGUUUCCUCUUUGGCACAACACAAGGCAGCAACAACUAGCUACUAGCUACUCAAAGGCUCCAUCACAUUUCAAAGUCCUCUUCAAACUUCAAAGCAAAGCAGGCUUAGAGAUCCGUGCACGUACACACAUAAUCCAUUAGAAGAACUUAUUUUAGAAGGCAGAUGGAUCGCGUGAUGAAGCUGGCGUCGGAGAGAGCGGUGGUGAUCUUCACCCUGAGCUCCUGCUGCAUGUGCCACACCGUGGCGCGGCUCUUCUGCGACCUGGGUGUCAAUGCACUGGUGCACGAGCUCGACCAAGACCCUAGGGGAAAGGAGAUGGAGAGAGCUCUCCUCAAGAUGCUCGGGAAAGGCCCGUCUGUUCCAGUGGUGUUCAUCGGCGGGAAGCUUGUCGGCGGGACAAACAGGGUCAUGUCCAUGCAUCUCAGCGACGAGCUUGUCCCAAUGCUGAGGAAUGCAGGUGCCCUCUGGCUAUAGAGGAAUGCAGGUGCCACUUGGGAAAAUAAAAUUUUGUCAAAGAGUGUCAAGUAUAUGCAUUUUCUUAGAAUAACUUAACUAAUGGCCUGGUUAGCGUCGAUCGAACAGGUUUUUUCAAUCCUGUUCCGACAAUAGCAAGGCUUAUAGCUCGCUAGGAGCGAGUUUUAUGUACGAGCGACGUUCGUGUUGUAAUCCCAGCGCUAUUUGUGCAGGUGUACAAUCUUUUCUCAAAGAACCUGCACAACCUUUUCUCAAAGAACUAGUUGAUAAAUAAAUGUAUAAACAGUUCAUUAUCAAAUGAUAUGUGCACAUCUCUAACCUAAAAAUUGUGUAUGGUUGCAUUGCGUAUUGUCAUCGUCUCCUGUUUGUUUUACUAUAAUAAUUAUUAUUUUCUGUCACCUAUGCAUCGGCACCUCCCGUGAUCUGGCCGGCACGGUGGUGGUCCAGCGGCUGUUCGGGGGAUGCAGCAUCAACGGCGGCCACGCGAAUAGAUAUGUGGUGGAGCGGGAAUAGUACGGCUUUGACUUGCCACGCCUAGGCGCCAUCGGCCUCUACUACAAUGGCUCUGUGGCACGUGCAUGCGUACGAGGUGUUGAAGCUCCCGUGAUGACGUUCGACUCUCUCUGAGGUGCGGUAUUUCGUGUUUGCAAAAGGAUGGCUGAUGAUGUGUGGCGACCCCCGGAAAUUAAUUGCACUAAGCUGAAUGUGGAUGCAAGUUUUUUGGCUGAUUGUCUCCAAGGAAGUACAGGGGUAGGUGUGCGCGAUCAUGAAGGUAAACUCAUUCGUGCCCAGGCACUAUGGUAUGAAUAUGCAGCCAAUUCUUUUGUUAUGGAGGCGUUGGCUAGAGAUGAAGUCCGACUUGCAGGUAAUAUGGGUCUCCGGAACAUCAUCGUUGAAACUGAAGCUUUGGCUAUUACGAAGCUCUGGAAUACCAAUAAUUUUGGGCGUUCAGAAAUUGCUGUUGUGCUUCAGGAAAUU
Messenger RNA from Triticum dicoccoides, 2189 nucleotides. Its product is annotated as putative glutaredoxin-C14. The record is from RefSeq and is a predicted model, not a curated record. NCBI's taxonomy places the organism in Eukaryota, Viridiplantae, Streptophyta, Magnoliopsida, Poales, Poaceae. The transcript has a single exon. The coding region runs from base 900 to 1211 and encodes 103 amino acids.